Molecule: messenger RNA, 717 nt
Organism: Botrytis deweyae
Lineage: Eukaryota; Fungi; Ascomycota; Leotiomycetes; Helotiales; Sclerotiniaceae
Exons: 1
Coding region: 1-717 (238 amino acids)
Source: RefSeq, a predicted model, not a curated record
AUGAAGUCUGUGGCCAAAGUACUCCAAUAUUUGGUCAAAUCAGGACCCAAAGAGCUCAACUCUCACACAGUGCACAAAGCUACCCCCAGUAUUAAAAAUCUUUCACCGAAUAGCCACAAACGCAAAGACCUCAUCAACCUUCUGCUAUGCAACGUAGAUUCACCCACUUUCUCGCAGCAUCCGAUUAUAAACACUUUUGCAGACCUAGGGCGACCGAUUCAUAAUACCAUGGGCAGAUACACAAUUUGUCUAACGACCGAGGAAUAUCGUAUGUAUACCUAUGCCAAAUUCUUUGACGAUCUCUUCUUUGCAAAUAAGGUGAGGGAUCUCUGUAGCCUUCUGCGAAAAGACACAGGGGUAGAAAGUGGUACAUUCGGCGAAUUUGUGCAGUGGAGAGGGAAGCCACAGGUUGUAAUCUAUACCGACCUUGGUAAGAGGACGAGCUUGACAAAUGAGAAAGAAAAGAAAAUCUUUUUGGAAAGACUUCUGGCUGGGAUGUGCUGGGCAUUUUUGUAUAUUUAUGAGUGCAAGGAGCCAUGUUGCUCGGGGUCACAAGAAGGGGGCGCUGAGCUGGAAAGACUGUUUGACGAACUGUCUAGGGUAUCGGAGAAGGAUUUGGGUAUUAAGUUGGAGUUAGAAUGGAAGGAAGAAGGGUUUUUGAGGAUAGGAACGUCCCCCUUUUCUCCUGUUCGCCAUGGUGCGACAAGGUUCUAUUAA